AUGGUCGAGAUCGGCACCGCCUUCGAAAGCGACACCAUCGCCAGCCUCCGCUCGUUCCACAUGGACCUCCGCCGCGUCGGCGGCGCCAACGACAAAGGCGUCGACCUCCGCGGCAAAUGGGUGCUCUCCGGCUCGGCGGGGUCGUCCGCACCGCACACCGUGCCCAUCAUAGUCCAAUGCAAAGCGUCGCGCACGCCGCUCGGGCCCAAAUACCUGCGCGAGCUCGAGGGCACGCUCGCGCGCGAGUCCGCCGGCACGAUCGCGGUCAUGGCCUGCUAUGAGGGGUACACGAGGGCGGCGGUGGAGGUGUGCUUGGGGAGUGUGCGGCCGAUGAUUUUGGCGGUGGUCGAGAGGGUCGGGAGGCGGUGUGUGGGGUUUACGAUGAAUAGGGCCACGCAGUACCUUUUGCCCGGGGUCAGGAUGGUGAGGGGGGAGGCGGGGGUGAGGGUUUGGUAUGGGGGGAGGUGUUUGGGGGAGGGGGUGGGAGGUGGGGGAUGA
Molecule: messenger RNA, 498 nt
Organism: Fimicolochytrium jonesii
Lineage: Eukaryota; Fungi; Chytridiomycota; Chytridiomycetes; Spizellomycetales; Powellomycetaceae
Exons: 1
Coding region: 1-498 (165 amino acids)
Cellular component (GO): mitochondrion
Molecular function (GO): nucleic acid binding
Source: RefSeq, a predicted model, not a curated record